Molecule: messenger RNA, 4270 nt
Organism: Strigops habroptila (Kakapo)
Lineage: Eukaryota; Metazoa; Chordata; Aves; Psittaciformes; Psittacidae
Gene: FAM222A
Product: family with sequence similarity 222 member A
Exons: 2
Coding region: 1731-3017 (428 amino acids)
Source: RefSeq, a predicted model, not a curated record
UGGCAUAUUUUAAAAUUACCAGAAAUCGAAGCCAGAAAAUGGAUACGGCUGCUUUUACUGUGAGCUGCGUUAACAAAGGAGAUGUAAUGCAUGAAAUAAAAACACCUCCCUGCCCCCCUCCUUUUUUUUUUUUAAGACAGUAAUAGGAGAAAAUUGGUUUUGAAACUGAAUAAAAGUCCCUUUCAGAGGAAAUCAUUUCUUUCAGGGUACCUUUGCUGAAAGUAAAAUAGUGAAUAAUGAAAGGUGGUUACAUGAUUGUCUUUCAUUUAGAGAGCGCGAGGACAGAUGGAAUCUGGGAGAAAUGCACGAUUGGAAUAAUUGCAUGGUAACAAGGCGCUUGUUGUGAAAUUAGUAUCUUAAGAAAGUAGUGAAAAAGGCUUUUACUCAUGAAUACUUCAUUAUUAGGAGAAAACAGCACAAUUUGGGUUCUCCAGACACCUGCUUCGUAUUAGAUGACUUCCUCCUCCCCUCCUGCUCCUCACACCUUUCGCUAACGAGUCUCUUCCCUUGGCCCCUGGUUUGCAGCAUGGAGGGGAUGGGGUAAACCCCCCCCCCCCAGCAUCCUUGGGCAGAGCCUGGCCUUUGCACUGACACCCCAUGUGGGUCCCAUCGCCAGCUUGGGACCUCCCUGCCCGGCAGAGUGGGGCAUGAUGCGGGAGCGAGCAGCACGGGUACCAUGGGCUGCGUGUCCUUAGUGACUGCAAAGGUGUGUUUUGAAGGGUGACAUUGAAACCAGUGGAGCAAGGAGAGCCCCGGGCACAGCUCUGGAACCACAUCCCUGCUUUGCUGCCUGAUGGGCACAGGCUCUGCUGGUGCGAACCCAAGGCCACCGCACGCUCCCCUGCACACCAGUCGCGGCACUGUUUGCCAACACUGAGGCAUGUGGGAAACGUCCCAGCUGGCUGCAGGAGGAUGAUUCCCGCACGAUGGAGCAUGUGAAGUGAUGUACCCGGCUGUGACCCCCAUCUGUGACCCCCAUCUAUGACACCCAGUAAACAUUCAGCCGGGAGGGCGACGGCUCCGAAGCCACGACGCCGGAGGACGGGCACUGCUGCCUGUUUUCUGCUGCUCCUGCCCACGUCUCCCUGCCCUCUCCAAGUGGGAAUAUCACUCCCUGCGCCAGCCGGAGCAGUGGGAGGGUGUCAGCAGCAACUGGUUAUAAUUCAUGCCCUCGGUGGCGGCUGCUGAAGGAUGUACAAUGAGCAGAGCGGUGGCGGCGAUGACUUUGGCUUGACCCCUCAAGCUUUUGUUGAGCAGAUUUUUGAUGCCAGCUGGGAGCUGGCGACAGAUCCCAGGACCCCGAGUGGGAUUUUAACACUGUCUUUCCCCAGCCUUGCCCGGAGCCGGCGGGAUCACUGUAUUGCCAGGAGGCACUGACUGGCACGCCGGCAGAGCGGUCUGGCACUGGUGCCGGAGAGGCAUCCCGGCUCUGCCCCAUUCCCGCUGGGAAGGGUGGAAAGCUUUGCAGGAAGCACAAACCGCCCGCUGAGACCUUCAUGUUUAUUUUAUAUACAUUCAUAUUUCUUUAAGGCUCUCAGAGUUGUUAUCUGUGAAGGAGGGAAGGGCUCUGAGCAGCGUGCGGCACCGGGGGCUCCUGCUGCAGCUCCAGUGCCCGGGGAGCGGCUGGAUGGGCAGGAUGGUGAUGGGCAGCUCCUGACCGGAUUCUCUCUCCUGUUGGCAGGGCACAGGCCGGUGGCGGGGCCGGCGCUGCCCACCCGGAGGCCAGGACCAUGCUGGCGUGUCUGCAGAGGACCCAGAACCCCCCAGCCCAGCACCUCGCCUGCCCCAACAAGGCGCUGGAGCCGCGCAAGUGUGAGACGGCGGCACCGAUGCAUUCCCCGCGCUACCCCAGCCCCGCCGAGCUGGAUGCCUACGCACAGAAGGUGGCCAACAGCCCGCUGACCAUCAAGAUCUUCCCCACCAACAUCAGGGUCCCCCAGCACAAGCACCUUAACCGGACGGUCAAUGGCUACGACACCACGGGGCAGCGGUACAGCCCCUACCCCCUGCAUGCCGGCGGCUACCAGGGUCUCCUGGCCAUCGUCAAAGCCUCCGGCAAAAGCGUGGUGAAGAACUCGGAGGGGAAGCGGACUAAGCUCUCGCCCGCCCAGGUCGGCGUCGCUCCCUACCCCGCGUCAAGCACUUUAGCUCAAGGUCCCUCCUGCGCCGGGCAGCUGAGCUACCACGGUGGCCAGAAGCAGCUGGAGGGUCCCGUGCCCCCCAACGUGACGGUGGCAGCCUCCGUGCUGCCGCUGGCGGGCAGGAGCCUGGCGCUGCCGCCGUCCAACCUGCCCUCCAUCCAGAGCAUCAUCUACCAGAUCAAUCAGCAGUGCCAGGCGCAGGGUGCCCAGCCAGGCUGCCCGGCCGUGGUGGCCACCAACCCCAGCCCGGCCAAGCACGGCGCCUUCACCGGUGCCUACGCCGGUGCCGUGCUGCCCGAGUGCCGCAAAGGUGCUGAGCUGGCGCUGGGCUCCAACCCGACCACGGUGCUGGGACCCAAGGCGGGUGUUUACCCCGAGGGCAUGGACUACCUGGUGUGGCAGCAGAAGCAGCAGCAGCAGCACCUGCGGAUGUACAGCGGGGGCAGCGGGGGGGCCCUCAGCAAGUCCCCCGAGACGUGCGCGGGUGCGUCGCGGCCCUACGCGCUGGGCGGCGCGGCCGAGAAGGUGAGCUCGUCCCCCUUGAACUGCAUGCACGGCAACUUCUCGGUGGGGCAAUACUUCGCCCCCCCUUGGAACAGCAUCUUGGUGACCCCCAACAGCGACUGUUACAACCCGCCGGAGCUGGGGGCCGGGCCCCGCGAGCUGGGGGUGCCCCCGGGCGAGGGGCUGCCCAGCAAGACGCUCUGCAAUACCUCCAUCCUCAGCAGCAGCCUCCAGUCCCUGGAGUAUCUCAUCAACGACAUCCACCCGCCCUGCAUCAAGGAGCAGAUGCUGGGCAAGGGCUACGAGACCGUGUCUGUGCCAAGGCUCUUGGACCACCAGCACGCCCACAUCCGCCUGCCCGUCUACAGAUAAGGAACCGAUGCUGCUUUUCCCAAACCCAGGGCGAGGAUUCCGGCGCGAGCCGCGCUCCCCUCCGGCACCGCGCGGGUCCCGGACCGCGGCAGCGACGGUGGCAGGGGGACGGGGAGGGGGACACACGGGGUCGGCUGCCGAAAGGGCUCCCGGGACACUGGCAUUUCCCCGGGGUCCCCAGACUGGAUACACCCGCAUCCCGCUGGAAGGACGAAGGACCGCUUGUCUAUCUCUAUAGCUCAGAAAUCAUUUUAUCUCCACGAAUGUGAACAGGGAAUCGCUACGAGUUGCUGCUAUCCAGGGAGAGGAGGCUCCGACCCUGCGGGCACCCGGCCGGGUCCGUGCGGGGCUGAGCCCUGUGCCAGGCUCACCGCAGCCGGUCCCAGCCCGGCGCCCGCAGGGAGCUGGCGCCUGACCUGUAGCUGAAGUCCGUAACUUGCACUGCUUUGAUUAAAGCUAAUAACUGGGGACAGUCUGGAGGCUAUUUAAGAGAAAAACACUUGAAAACUUGAACAGAUUAUUUUGUUUUCUAAGUUUUGUUAUUUUUUUUUUAGUUGACUAGGCUGUACAUCUACGUGUUGGCUGCUACAGAGUCUCCUCACACCCCUCUUCCUCCUCCUCAUCCUCCUCCUCCUCGCCCAGCCCCACGUUGGCCACUGGCUCUUAUUCCCAUUCAACCAGGGGGUUCAGUGCCCAGAGGGACCCCCCCAGCCCCUUUCCUACCCCCAGGUCUCACACUUCCAGGCUGUUUUAUUUCCCUCUUUACUGUCAGUUCUACCUUGGUGCUGGGUUAGAGGCGACCGCGGUACUGGGGCACUCACAUACCUCCUCUUUUUCUCUUUUCAGUUCCAAAAUGCUCAUUAGGGUCCGUUAUUCACUAUGUGUAAUUACGUCUUUAAUAGAUUUAUUCAUUUAAAAACGGCUCCACACCACAGAAUACAAAGUGUUUUGAUGUCUAAUGGAUAAAGAACGAAAAAUACCCCGAUGAAACCCAAGGUGAUUGUGCUCGGAAGAGAGGUACUGUAUCCCUGAAAGGCCUGUUCAAGCACUAAGUGCAUUUACAAAUCUCUGAGAAUGUUUUUUCUUUUAUACUAAAAUUGACCAUUAUAUUCUACUGUGAGAAGUGCUGCUGCACUAUAUUGUUUUAAAACAAAUGAAGAAAAGAUAAAAAAAAAAAAAAGAAAGAAACACAAAACCCACAAGCCGUGUGUCCGGAUGGUGUUUUUCCCAAAGUAAAAGCCAGGAUAUCGCUG